Drosophila teissieri is the source of this 5780-nucleotide messenger RNA. RefSeq names its product neuralized-like protein 4 (gene Neurl4). The transcript is spliced from 9 exons. The record is from RefSeq and is a predicted model, not a curated record. Gene Ontology annotation, molecular function: ubiquitin protein ligase activity. The coding region runs from base 255 to 5594 and encodes 1779 amino acids. Lineage: Eukaryota; Metazoa; Arthropoda; Insecta; Diptera; Drosophilidae.
AAAAGGAUAUUCAUUUGUUUAUUUUAGCGUUGGCACAUCUUUGAACAUAAUGCAUAAUGCAUAGUGCAGACCUAGGAAACUCCCGACUACUCCAUCAGAGUUUGUCCAUCAGCGCCCAAGAACCGAGCUCUGGCAUCGCCAACAGCCGAUGAACUGCAAUCCGCCCGUGUUCCCAUUCCGACUAUCCAUUGAUUUGUACGGCGACAAGCGGCGCCGGAGAAAAGGGCCGAUAAAGCAGAACUGGAGGAGCAACCAUGACCGGCAGAGAAGCGCAGUCCUUUCACACACGGUGUGGCCGCUCCAUCCGGCUGUACAAUAACAACCGGAUGGCCCAGCGCUCCAUGCGGGACUUCAGUCAUGCCCUGGUGUUCAGUGCCGAGCCUCUGGAGGACGAUGUGCUCUUUGAGGUCGUAAUCGAGAAGAAGAACACCUCCUGGGGCGGCAGCAUUGAGAUUGGUGUCACCGCGGAGUCGCCGGAUGACCUGGAACUGGUGGCAUGCGCCACUGCCAUGCGAAAUGGCACAUGGGUUAUGUCCGGCAUCGAUGUGCGCAAGGAUGGACGACGCAUGUUUGAGUUCUAUGGCACCGAUCUGGAGACGCUCAACGAGAAUGAUCGCGUGGGCGUCAUGCGCACCUCUGGCAACGAUCUGGUCUUCUAUGUGAACGGAGAGUCGCAAGGCGUGGCAGCCAGAAAUAUGCCCAAGCCUCUAUGGGCCCUCGUCGAUCUCUACGGACGUUGUGUGCAGGUUUCCCUGUGCCCCCGCGAUGCCAGUGGCUCUGGAGAGCUUUUGGAUUCACCGCUGCAGCAACCGCUGCAACAGGUUGUUCAGAACUUGGACGUGGCCAUGAACGUAAACAUCGUCGUUGACUCCGACGCCUGGAUGCAAGGCAAUGGCUCCGUAUCCAGCGCUGAUGACCGACUGUGCUUCCACACGCGCUGUGGGUCGCUGGUCAAGCUUUCGCCCAACUUUCGAUCCGCCGAACGCCGUCGACCGCUGGACGAGUUCAAUAACGGCGUGGUGAUGACCCACAGGCCCCUGAGGGACAACGAACUGUUUGAGAUUCGCAUCGACAAGUUGGUGGACAAAUGGUCGGGAUCCAUUGAAGUGGGCGUCACCACGCACAAUCCCGCAGUACUGCACUUCCCGGCAACCAUGACCAACAUGCGCUCUGGCACAAUUAUGAUGUCCGGCUGCGGCAUUUUAACCAACGGUAAGGGAACACGCCGUCAGUACGGCGAGUUCAACUUGGACGAGCUACGCGAAGGGGAUCGCGUUGGCAUGAUGCGCAAGGCCAACGGCAACCUACACAACUACAUUAACGGACAGGACCAGGGGGUGGCCGCCACCCGAGUGGCCUCUACAUUGUGGGGCGUCAUCGAUCUCUACGGAAUGACUAUCAAGGUUACAAUAGUUGAUCGCGAUGAGCGUGAGCAGCAGAAUCUCGUGACCCGGCGAAACAACAUAGUAGCAGGCAUGACUGCCUGUUCCAGUGGUGUUGCUCAGCACACCCAGCACCAGCAGCAUUCCGGCACGCCCACCCUGAGCCUUCUUAGUCCAGAAAGCGAGAUGAAUGUGGCUGGCGCUGCCGGCGGCCUAAGUGAGACCAUUUCCAGCACGCGGGCUAUUGCCAGGAAUGACGAUCGACUAACCUUCCACCACAUUUGUGGUACCCACGCCACCGUCACCCAGAGCGGACGGACAGCUCUGCGGCCCAAUGCUGCCGAUGAUUUUAACAAUGGUGUAGUGCUCACAAGGAGACCUCUACGUCCCAACGAACUCUUCCAAGUGCGACUCGAACGCGUCGUGACCAAGUGGGCAGGCUCUGUUGAAAUGGGAGUGACCACGCACAGCGCCGACGAACUGGACUUUCCAUUCACGAUGACUAAUGUGCGUUCCGGCACUUGGAUGAUGACGGGAAACGGGGUCAUGCAGAACGGAGUCACCGUUAUCGAACAAUAUGGGCAAAACCUGGAUCGCCUGCAGGUGGGCGAUAGAGUGGGUGUGGUGCGCAAGGACGACGGCACAUUGCACUUUUGGGUAAAUGGAGUGGAUCAGGGUCCAGCUGCCAACAAUGUUCCGGAGCGCGUUUAUGGCGUAAUAGAUUUGUAUGGACAGGCAGCACAAGCAAGCAUCGUGGACACUUCGGAGUGCGGUAGUCCGGACACUGGCAACUCCACAAUCUCAAAUACGACCUUGUACAGUGAGGUUCCGCUGCGAUUCCACAGCAUCCACGGCGCCAAUGCGGGCAUCUCGAAUAGCGGCCUUACAGCGUCGCGUCCCAAUUCACUGGCAGAGUUCAAUGACGCAAUUGUGUUCAGUAACAGACCGCUAAGGCAGAGGGAGUUGUUUGAAGUGGAGCUGGAGACAAUGGUUCGUCACUGGUCGGGCAACAUUGAGAUCGGGGUGACGGGCACACGGCCAGAGGACAUCCAGUUGGCUCCAAACGCCACAGAUCUAGAGGCCAGCGACACCAUCAUCUUAUGCGGUCCAAUGAUUUUUCACAACCGCAAGACCAUACGCACGAAUAUUUUACUGGAUCUGGAUACCCUGGGUCCUAGCACGCGAGUGGGUGUGAUGCGCAACGGUGACUUCAUUCACUUCUUUGUUGAUGGAAUGGAUCAAGGGCCGGCCUGCGAGUGCCACGCACCAAACAUUUGGGCCAUUAUCGAUUUGUAUGGGCAGUGCGCCCAGGUGAGUCUUACCCAGACGCAGCUGGACAUCCGCGCUCCGUACGCAACCAGCGAGAAUUCGCAGAGCUGUCAAGCCACGUCGGUAAUUCAGCAUCCGGCCAUGGAGACAAAACACCGCUGGACUUGCGUCUCGGGGAAUGUUAGCCUCACCAAGGACUGGACGGAGGCCUCACGCUUUACGGGAGCGGCGGCACCGCUUUCUCAUUGCCUGGUAUUUUCUGAGCAUCCGCUUAGUGUGGGAUCACCUUUCGAGAUUAAACUGACAUCGAUUAACUCCAUGUUUGCCGGUUGUCUAAGUAUUGGGGUCACUGAUCUGAAUCUGAGCGACGAAAGCGUGCGCAAGAAGCUCCCAACCAGCCUGCGCCGGAUUCCGGCAAACGUGUGGUAUGUUAGUGGGAACGAGGUGUGCUUCAACUCAAGCUGCCUGCAGCGCUCGUUGGCCUCGCUGGAAUGGUUAAGGGUGGACGAUAGGAUAACGCUGGAGCGAGUGGAGAACUCGUUAAACAUCCUGCUAAACUCGGAAAACGUGAACAUUCAGUUUCACAACGUGCCCAACGAUGUCUACGUGGUUGCGGAACUAAGAGGUUCGACAAUGGGAAUUCAAGUGAUUUCCGCCCAAGGACCAGCCUCGCCCCUACGGCCAUGCAGCUUGCGUCUGCAGGACUCGAUGGACUUUGGAGUGGACCCACUGAACAAGCAGGAUAGCUCCAUGCUGGAAUCAAUAGAUUCCGAGGCACUUAACUACGAAUUUUUGGAUGUGUCACAAAAGAACGCGAGGCUCAGCGAUGAUCGCAGGAGCGUAGCCAGAAUCAAGUCCUAUAACCAGGCCAUCGUCUGCCUAAACAAGCCACUGUGUAAGGGUGAGAGCAUCAGCAUCAAGGUAGAUGCACUAAACAACAAGUGGAAGGGUACUGUCGGUCUUGGUGUUUUGUCCGCAAGUCCACAGACUGCUCCAAUUUCCCUGUUGGACUUUAAGAGGAGCUGCUGGUUGGCCACCCACGACUACGUAAACAUCAACGGCCAAGUGAUGGCCUCCAAGUACGGCGAGGCGCUUGAGCAGAUCCAAGUGGGCACGGUGAUCACCCUGACACUAACCCAUGCCGGAAUGCUAAUCAUUAUGGUUGGGUCAACAAAUCUGGAGGAUCUGGCUAGCGGACUGCCCAACCAUGUGUAUCCAGUGUUCGAUGUGUACGGCAAGUGCGAGAAAAUAACAUUGAUAACUGGAAAUGAUGCUGGCCGCACAGGCAAUGCCAAUGGUACUCCAAUUCUGGAGGCUCCAGAGGCCCUGGAAUUGGAUAAUGGAAUGCCACAGCAGUGCGAAAAGGCACACCUGGAAAUGCACGAAAAGGAAAAGGAUACGGAGCAGGUGUGCGAAUCGGGACCGUCCACCUCCGGUGCUCCAUCCAACGCCAUGACGCGAUCGGUUAUGGAGAGCGUUUCGGAGAACUUACUUCUGAACAUUUCCAUUAAGAAUCGAACUCUGGAGCAGCAGCGAAAUGAACUUGGUGGAUCGUCGUCGACUUGUUGCCUUCGCGAGUCUCUGCAGCUGCAGCACAACACCAAUCUAAAUAUACAACGCAGUCAGAGCACACAGAGAUUCCAAAACUCUUUAAACACUUCUGCAACGGCCGCGGGAACGAGUGGCGCCAGCGGUUCCACAGCCAAUACUCAACACCUGAGUAACUCGGGUGUAUAUGACACGAAUAAGGAGUACGAUGACCUGCCCAAUCCUCCCAAUCAGUUAGCUAAUUCUGUGGACGAAGCACCUGGAGCCAUAGCGUCUGUAUCCACAACGAUCGAUCACAGCGAAAACAAUGCGGAGGCUUUGGAACUAAGUGCUAGCAACGAACGCGAAAUGUCCGGCGAGUCAGCGCUCAACGAUAAUGUAUUGGAGGACGAUGAGAUAGACUACAUGAACCACCUGUUGCUGCUGCAGCAACUCCAGCAAAACGAAUAUACGCGCCAUCAUCUUAUGCCCGACCAGGCGUCACUACUCAAUCUCGAUCUGCCAUCCCUUAAUUCCAUGGAAUCCGACUCGAAUUCCGUCGGCCACGCAAGGCCGAAUGGAGGAACAGAUUCUCUGCGAUCCACGGCCACCGGGGCCAGUGUGGAGCAGAACGACUGCGAAUACUUGCGGCAGGUGAGACGCUUUUGUGCUUCGCUAGUCCUGCCGCAGGCCUUCUUCGAUAGCCGACUUGAGCCGGUGUGCUUCUGCCUAAAGUGCAGUGGACCCAGCAAUGGUGGUAAUGGUGAUAAACUGGAGGGUUGGGUUUAUUUCAAGCUAAACCAGCAGACGGUCAAUGUGCUGAGCACUUCGACGUCGACUGCAUCGGCAGGUGGUAGCGCUUCCUCGGCGACCGCUCCCCAAGUGCACUUCGAUCUCAACGGAGACUGGCUGCCCUUCUACUACAUGACACGGGUGGACAAGAUUCGGGCGAUACUGGAUCGUGGGCAGCCGCUUCCGCUAGAAACGGAUCCGGACGAAGAACCGGCCGCUGCAGCGCUCAAGGAUGAGCCUGGCACACGUCUCGAGUUGUACUACUCGCCCAAUGCCACUGUCAUUGAGCCCGUGCUGCCGCAGCAUCACUUUGCCUCUGAGCAGGGCCUUCACCGCAUCUCCACUUCCUUCGAGGUCUACGUUCGGCGACAGUCCAUUUCGGGGGUGACCACUGGCAAGGCUGCGGCCGAGGCCAAGAGGCGCAGCCUGGGAUCCGCUGACCACGAUCACAGUGGAACGGGGCAAGGUGCCGACGGCGUGGGAGGCACUCCGUCCGCCACACUCAACGAGUCGUCUGUUCAUCUGUUAAACGAUCUCUGCUGGUUCACCAAAGAGGCUGGCGCCUGCAUAAUCAACGCUUUAAUUAUUAAACUGGACAGGAUCGAGGAGCAGGAAUCUCAUUGAGCGCACAACACCAUAUUCGCACUAGUCACGGCCGCUUUAUAUACAACAUUAUUCCUGUCCUAUAUUCACCACAUUUUAAUACCGCUCAGCAGCUACCCACACCAAAUCGCAUUCGCAUUCCUCUUUGUAAACGAGUUUGUAUUGUAUUGUAAGCGCAAAUAAAAUAAUCGCCAAGUUAAAACAGAU